Messenger RNA from Mugil cephalus (flathead mullet), 1084 nucleotides. RefSeq names its product protease-associated domain-containing protein 1-like. The record is from RefSeq and is a predicted model, not a curated record. The coding region runs from base 150 to 725 and encodes 191 amino acids. Lineage: Eukaryota; Metazoa; Chordata; Actinopteri; Mugiliformes; Mugilidae. The transcript has 5 exons.
AAAGCCACCCGGAAGUGGCUUCCAGCCUGUUGGUCUGUUGUUCAGUAUCAGAUGCACAGCUAGAAAUGGACCCCACGCCGUACUCUAAUUUAAACCCACGCUGAAGUCGCGUCUGUGUUGCGUGGUGGAGGCCUACAAAUGUCUUGAACAUGGCAAAUGUGGCUCGGACGGCAGCUUUACUUUUAUACCUGUUUAGUGUUUUCAUGCAGUUCAGCCGCCUGACAGGUCUCGGGGUUAAUGAACUGCUGUAUUUCCGGGUCAUCAGUCCCGAGGAAAUAGGGUACAUCUUCAGUGCAGCUCCUGCUAAAGAUUUUGGAGGAGUUUUCACUUCAUCUUAUGACGAGAUCUUUCUUGUCCCCGCGGACCCUGCUGAUGGCUGCUCGGACAUGAAACACACAGAAAACAUUCAGGGACAAGUAAUCCUGGUGGAGAGGGGAGGUUGCUCCUUCGUACAAAAGGCUCGGCACGUGGAGGAAGCGGGAGGGAAGGCUGUUCUGAUCGCUGAUAACGCUGAGGACAAUGACAGUCAGUACCUUGAUAUGGUCACCGAUGGAAGCACUGCCAAACCGAGCAUACCUGCUCUGUUCUUGCUGGGCCGCGAUGGGAUGAUGAUCAGGCGAUCUCUUCAGAGACAAUCACUGCCCUGGGCCGUCAUUUCAAUUCCUGUCAAUGUCUCAGCUCUGGCAUCAUUCCCAUUCAAGCAGCCCCCAUGGACGCUUUGGUAGAAAUUACUCACCCACCUCUUCACCCACUUCUCGCGCAGUAAAUAAUCUCUCAUCAGUGCUUACGUUGUCAACAGUAAUAAUACAUCCUCUCAAAGGAAAUUUGUGGUCAUAGUCAACCAAAUUCACGCACUCCGGGUGACUAGUCAAUAAACCUCACACAUAUACACAUGAUAAGAUCACCCUCUCGGUCAAGUAAGUGGAAAAUUUUGAUGGGUACAACACAAAUAGAGUCUUCUGUCUGGUCAAAUUGUAGAAUUUCCUGUUUAUCUGCUUUAACCUUUAACUGUGGGCGGCUCCCUGAUGAGAAAUGGACAUUCAUUCUCUUAAUAAAUGGAAAAUGAAACUUUUGCAUAAACAAA